Aspergillus homomorphus CBS 101889 is the source of this 3787-nucleotide messenger RNA. RefSeq names its product chitin synthase class II (gene chsB). NCBI's taxonomy places the organism in Eukaryota, Fungi, Ascomycota, Eurotiomycetes, Eurotiales, Aspergillaceae. Bases 408 to 3626 code for a protein of 1072 amino acids. The record is from RefSeq and is a predicted model, not a curated record. The transcript has 6 exons. Gene Ontology annotation, cellular component: cell septum; cell periphery. Gene Ontology annotation, molecular function: chitin synthase activity.
AAGAGGAUAAGCACGGGCUGAAAAUAUGACUUUGUUUGUCUGCUGCUGCUGGUUGGUGUGGAAGAAUUGAUUCGAAGACCGUGUGAUUGUUGUUCACACGGCUGUCUGUCUGUCUCCCCAUUCAAAGAUCGCCUUGAGGGUCCCUUACAUACCUCAUCGCACAAUCAUCUUAGACGCAUUCCUGGUAGUUUUCAACAUACUGGGGUUAUCGAGUCCCGCUACCAGUCAGCCCAUUGGUUUCAAUUCUACUAAUUCGGAGAAACAGAAUUGCCAUCGGAGCGCCUAGACAGAUCUUCACUCAGAUUUAUCGAGACCUGCAAGUAACAGGCGAAAAUUACCGAGCAUCAGCCCUGACGCUGCAUUCGAUUGUCGGAUAGUAUGAACAACCGUACUAGUGGUGGGGAUUCAUGAUGAACAACUCGUCGCGGCGGUAUAUACCGGCACGGAGUCAAGAGGAGGAGCCCCCGGCGUAUGGUUCAUACGGAGAAGACUCGUAUCUCGACUCUUCGCCAGCGGCAUCGCGUCUUCAUGGAGCCACAAUGCGAUUGCUCCCCACGAGCUCGGCGGUAGAAAGUGAUCUAAGUGCUGCCACUGGCAUGAGCUCGGAGUAUCACUAUGGUGAUUCAUUCACUGAUGACGCAGUAGCGGAACAGCAAGAGCAAUACGCCCAAAGUCAAUAUCGGUAUAACCCCGAAGAGUCCCCGUUGAGACCUGCAUCGAGCCUUCGACACGCGCCUACCAUUCCCCCGCCGGUAGCAUCAACGGCCGAUUUGCCGCAUUAUGCGUCUCGUCCUGGCUCACCUACACGCCCAUGGUCACCCACCCGGGCACCUAAUUGGAACGGACCACCAGCACCCCCGUCUGUGGUCAGCUCACAUUAUGAACGUGCGGACCUCAACGGCAGUCCAAGACCAGGAACUUCGAGCUCGAGAUAUGGGGGUAGUCCCAGGCGACCGCUACCUCCAGCGCCACUUUUUGCACCGCCGACGGGCUAUGACGCGAGUAUUCCUAUCGGCAACUCAGACGAGGAUGUGUUUGGUGAGGACGGCCGCACUGUCGACCCUCAGUUCGACAACCGCGCUAGCCUGCAGUCAUUCAUGAGUGAAUCGACAAUCAUCACCGAUGGCAAGGACGGAAUGGCUAAAAUCGACUUAGACGAUGAGUACGACGAAAGGGGAGAAUUGGUCGACCCUAACCUGCAUUAUGGCCCUCCCCCUGAGAAACAGAGCCGCCGUGGUGUUCGAGAAGCCCAGAUGUCCAAGAAGGAAGUACAGCUUAUCAACGGUGAACUCAUUCUGGAGUGCAAAAUCCCGACGAUCUUGCACAGUUUUCUGCCUCGGCGAGAUGACCGCGAAUUUACCCAUAUGCGGUACACUGCAGUGACGUGUGACCCUGACGACUUCAUUCAAAGAGGCUACAAGCUGCGUCAACAGAUUGGCACAACGAUGCGAGAGACUGAGCUGUUCAUUUGCAUCACUAUGUACAAUGAGGAUGAAAUCGGCUUCACUCGCACCAUGCACGGUGUCAUGCGGAACAUCAGCCAUUUUUGCUCGCGUUCCAAGUCCCGAACUUGGGGUAAGGAUGGCUGGAAAAAGAUCGUUGUGUGUAUUAUCUCGGAUGGACGCAAGAAGGUGCACCCCCGGACACUGAAUGCUCUCGCAGCCCUCGGUGUUUACCAGGAGGGCAUCGCUAAAAACGUUGUCAACCAGAAGGAAGUCCAAGCCCACGUGUACGAGUACACUACGCAAGUGUCCCUUGAUUCGGAUUUGAAAUUCAAGGGAGCCGAGAAGGGCAUGACGCCCUGCCAGAUCAUCUUCUGUCUCAAGGAGCACAACAAGAAGAAACUAAAUUCACACCGUUGGUUCUUCAAUGCGUUCGGACGGGCCCUGCAGCCCAAUAUCUGCAUUCUGCUGGAUGUCGGGACUCGACCAGAGUCCACGGCACUCUACCACUUGUGGAAGGCUUUUGAUCAGGAUUCGAAUGUGGCUGGAGCUGCUGGAGAGAUUAAGGCAGGCAAGGGCAAAAACAUGAGGGGCCUCCUGAAUCCGUUGGUUGCGAGCCAGAACUUUGAGUACAAGAUGUCCAACAUUUUGGAUAAACCACUGGAGUCGGUGUUCGGCUACAUCACUGUCCUUCCCGGUGCCCUUAGUGCAUACCGGUUCUUUGCUCUGCAGAAUGACGCCGAUGGCAAUGGGCCUUUGAACCAAUACUUCAAGGGGGAGACGUUGCACGGAAAGGAUGCGGACGUCUUCACAGCCAAUAUGUACUUGGCUGAGGAUCGUAUCCUCUGCUGGGAGCUGGUGGCGAAGAGGGAAGAAAGAUGGGUUCUGCGUUUCGUGAAGAGUGCUGUUGGCGAGACCGAUGUUCCGGAUACCAUCCCCGAAUUCAUCUCACAGCGUCGUCGAUGGCUGAAUGGUGCAUUCUUUGCGGCCGUGUACUCGAUCGUUAAUGGAAAGCAACUCUGGAAGACUGACCACUCGCUGGUUCGGAAAAUUCUCCUUCAGAUUGAGAGUUUCUAUCAAUUCAUGCAGCUUCUAUUCACGUACUUCGGCUUGGCGAAUUUUUACUUGGUUUUUUACUUCAUCGCUGGAUCGCUUACUGACCAGAAAAUUGACCCUUUCGGACACAAUAUCGGGAAGUACAUCUUUGUUAUACUACGAUAUGCUUGCAUUCUUGUCAUGGCCCUCCAGUUCAUCAUCUCAAUGGGUAAUAGGCCACAAGGUGCCAAGAAGCUUUAUCUUUCAGGUAUUAUCGUCUACGGGAUCAUCAUGUUCUACACCAUCUUCUGCACGCUCUAUUUGAUCGUCAUCGAGUUCUUGGCAAGAUACGGUGGCUACAAAAAGGUCACCGUGAGUAACGGGCUAUUCGUGAACAUUGUCAUGUCCAUGCUGUCCACCGUCGGGCUUUACUUCUACUCGUCCUUCCUCUACCUGGAUCCCUGGCACAUGUUCACCUCCUCCGCGCAGUACUUCAUCCUCCUGCCCAGCUACAUCUGUACUCUACAGGUCUAUGCAUUCUGUAAUACCCACGACGUGACCUGGGGUACUAAGGGUGACAACGUGAUGAACAAUGAUCUUGGAGCAGCGCGAACCAUCAACGGCACCACGGUUGAAGUCGAGAUGCCUUCGGAGCAACUCGACAUUGACAGCGGCUAUGACGCCGCCCUUCGUAACCUCCGCGAUCGUGUGGAGGUUCCCGAGGCACCCGUCUCCGAGAGUCAACUACAGGAGGACUACUACCGCGCCGUGCGAACCUACAUGGUCUCUAUCUGGAUGGUGGCCAACGUCGUCCUGGCCAUGGCCAUCUCAGAGGUUUAUGGGCCCGACUCGGGAGGCACGAACAUCUACCUAUCCAUCAUCUUGUGGUCCGUGGUCAUUCUAGCUCUUAUCCGCACCAUCGGGUCCACCACAUACGCUAUCUUGCUCGUGGUGCAGAAGAUCGUCGAGGGUAAGACCAAGUUCGAUGCAGGCAACCUCGCCAGCGCGAGUGCUACGGCCAGCUCGUCGGGACGGACGAACACAACGGCUUACCGGUACGGUGGCGGGGCGACGAUGAAGGACAAAUUAUCCGAGGCCGGGUGGACGAUGAAGAGACAGUUAGGGAAGGCGAUGUUCUGGAGGAAGUAGAUCUUUCUACGUCUAUAUGCUGAUGAUUCAUUCCCGUUGGUCUUUUUGUUUGUUUUGUUCGUUUUUCUUAUAUCCCCUCUGCAUGACUUGAUGGAAGUAUGUUUUGAUGUAUCGAUGCCUACUUAUAUGUACGUAUUGCAUGAUGAUUGAUGGAUAACGGG